Lactuca saligna is the source of this 615-nucleotide messenger RNA. The record is from the annotation of a GenBank genome assembly. NCBI's taxonomy places the organism in Eukaryota, Viridiplantae, Streptophyta, Magnoliopsida, Asterales, Asteraceae.
AUGAACUGGGAAUGGAAAUCAACUCCAAGAACGGUGGAUCAGAUCAGUGAGAUUAACAUGCUCACUAACACAGUCGGUGAUUAUCAGCUUAUGGAUGGAAGAGAUAAGUGGAGGUGCACUUUAUCUAGUGAUGGUGCUUUUCAUGUCGAUGCUCUCAGAUUCAAAAUUGAUUGCUGGAACAUACCAUUGAUGGAGACCCACUUAAAAUGGAUUCAUGAGAUUCCAUUAAAGGUGACAUGCUUUAUAUGGAGGGCCAAUUUAGACAGAAUACCAACCGCAUGUGCUCUACUCAAACGAGGCAUUCAACUGGAUUCCCCCAUAUGCACAUAUUACAGGACUGCAGAAGAGGAUAUAUCUCAUGUGCUCCUUCGAUGCCCAAUGGCUAUGCAGGAUGGAGAAGCUUAUGCUUACCUACUUAAUGUUCUUGCUCCAGAACAUUCCAACCCAGGCACAUUGGAUACCAAGGAUCCGACUAAAAUGGAAAAUUUGGUACUUGAGUAUGCAGAAAAAAUGGAUUGCAAAAGAUACUUGGCUCCUAAAGAUAUCGUUGAAGGCUCUGCAAAUCUAAACCUUGCAUUUCUUGCACAUAUUGUUCAAGAUUCACUUAGUAGGUAA